This is a messenger RNA of Biomphalaria glabrata, 1147 nucleotides long. RefSeq names its product DBH-like monooxygenase protein 1. NCBI's taxonomy places the organism in Eukaryota, Metazoa, Mollusca, Gastropoda, Planorbidae. The transcript has 7 exons. The coding region runs from base 112 to 1038 and encodes 308 amino acids. Gene Ontology annotation, molecular function: oxidoreductase activity, acting on paired donors, with incorporation or reduction of molecular oxygen, reduced ascorbate as one donor, and incorporation of one atom of oxygen; copper ion binding. The record is from RefSeq and is a predicted model, not a curated record.
AUAAGAGUCCGGCAUGUAUCACACAUAUGUGCUGAUCAAUUCUAUUUCCAACGGUAGCUUCAAGAAAUAAUUAUUAACUGGAUUCGUGUAGUGCAUAUUUAAAAAACUGCCAUGUAUUGGUUACUUCAAGUUUCAGUUUUGUAUCUGUAUCUGCCCGUCUGUCUGGCUUUUUUCGCUUACAAGGACAAACUACCCAACAGUGACAACGUCCAACACCCGUGUGUAGCCGUUUAUAAAUGGCCAGGUGUUGGUCACGAACAUAGACUAGGUGGGGGAAAUAGAAACGUCUUCGGGCAAGAUUUCGCCAAAGCUGGACACAAGUGGACGAAAGCUUUGUGUACUGCAGACUCUGAUGGUGAUGGGAGAACUAACGGCGAGGAACUCGGUGACCCGUCAUGUGUUUGGUCAGUAGGUCAAGAACCGUCUCGUACAGUUAAUAUAACACAUCCAGGUAUUUGUGAACCUCUACACGAUGUCAUGUGUCAUGGCAAGAAUACCUUUGUGUCCUGUAAAGUGGACACAUUUGAUACGUGUGAUGUUAUUAAAAGCCCUGAUAUCAAAACCCUAGACUUGGUCAUGCCUAACUUAAUUAUUCCACCAACUGUUACCAAUGACCUGUGUUUGACUUUUGACUUGCCUGACGACCAAGAUUAUCACAUGGUAGCGUAUGAAGCUAUCAUCGAUACCCCCAAUAUCGUCCAUCACAUGGAUAUGUACGGGUGUGAAAAGGAUGAAAACUUUAUACUUGAGAGCCCAAAGCCCUGUGAUAUGAGUAUGAAGGCUUGCUCAACUGAGAUCAGUGGUUGGAUGAUUGGAAUGUCAGGUCAAUGCUAUGGUGAUAAUUUAGCUUAUUCAAUAGGAAAGAGUGGAUACAAAAGAUUUAGAUUGGAGAUUCACUACCACAAUCCCAACUUGGAGCAUGGGCACCAAGACUCGAGUGGCAUGCGUAUUUACUACCGUCCGGCUAGGCCAGGUGUCCAAGAGCUAUUUACCUUACCUGUUGGGCAGCUGUUUCUGGAACUUCCUCCAGGUACGUGAAGGGAAUUACGAAAUCGUCCCGCCUCCAUUUUUUUUUUCCGUUUUUUUUCCAGGUGUAAAGUAAAAGUAAAAAGUAAAGUUUCCCUUUCAGACCUUCCAGUCUCUAGGG